Messenger RNA from Haemonchus placei, 396 nucleotides. Lineage: Eukaryota; Metazoa; Nematoda; Chromadorea; Rhabditida; Trichostrongylidae. The record is from the annotation of a GenBank genome assembly.
AUGUUCUCACUUGUUAGUGCAAUCUGCCUNCUACAUAAAAACGUUUUUUUUAGGAUGUUCUCACUUGUUAGUGCAAUCUGCCUACUUGGAGUUGUAGCGGCUCAAUAUGGCAAUACAGCUCCUCACCCGCCUCCUCCACCGCCUCCUCCACCACCUCCUCCAUUCCCAGUUGUAUUUCCGCCGUCUGGACCUGGCCCAAUUAUACUUCAACCCGAAGUGAUUCCUCCUUAUCCCGAGCCUCUUCCGCAGCAACAAUCUUUCAUUCCUGACCCAUUUGCAACUUGGCCAUGGGGCUACCCCGCUCCAUCGCCUCCACAACCCGCAUCUUGGCCAUUCGUUGAAGUUAUACCGACAACUCCGCCCGUGAACCCCCUUCCCUAUCCUUUCCCCACCGGU